Symbiodinium sp. CCMP2456 is the source of this 4170-nucleotide messenger RNA. The record is from the annotation of a GenBank genome assembly. NCBI's taxonomy places the organism in Eukaryota, Dinophyceae, Suessiales, Symbiodiniaceae.
AUGGAUCUUUGCGAAGCAUUCUCAGAUGACGAAGCUCCUGUGGGCGCUGAGCUUGCCCUUCCUGCAACUGGGACGGAGGAUGGGCAAGUUGAUCUGCUGGCAGCUUUUUCUGAUGAGGAUGACAGGGUUCAGGCUGUAGAUGAUGCAGCACUGGUGCCUCUUGAGCCGAGGGCGGAUGACAAAAGUGAACCUUCUUUCAAGGGUUAUAGUUUGAAGGGGAAGGUAGGCCGGGGGCGGCACGGAGAUCAAAUUGAAAGGAAUCUGGUAUGUGCUCACAUGCGGGCCGAGAAGCGGGCGAGGAAGAACCGGGAGAAUGAAAUUGAGAUCAUCCAAGCAUUGCAGGACAGCUGCAUUAGCAAGAAUGGGUCAACUUUCAACAUUGCUGCCAAGACAUCUUCAUCUGGAGGCAUUCAGAUCAUCCUCCAUAAGACGUCUGGUCGAGGGAACCGAUUUGUUAGGAAAAUACAUUUCAGCAAGUUUAUCCGGGCCUCAUUUGGACCUAACAGCAGUGGCAGUAAUGUAGCAUUGGCUUUACUUCUUCAGGUGGACGGGUCUACAAUUCCGAGGCUUCAGAAGACAUGUGCCGGGACCUUCAUGGUCUCGCAGGCGAAGAUGCUAGCAAAACUUUAUGCUUACUGUCAACGGUGUCCUCCCUUGACUGUACAUCAUCACAUAAAGUUUGAUGAAACAUGUGUGUCGACGACAUUGAGCCCGGGGGGGCAAGCAGCUUCAGUCAAGAGCCAGUGGUCAACUUUAGUGGUUCGCUCGCGACUUCGAGUCACUUGGUCAUCUGGUGCUGUUUGGGAGAUGCGAUUGGUCACACCGGUCGUGCCAUUGCUUUCUAGCUCGGCGGAGCAAGUUUACUAUGCACUUCGUAACCACCCAAGUUACCAUAUGCUGAACAACUUGAUCCGGAUGGUGGGCACGACAGCUACUGUUCGCUGCACUUUGUUUGAAGUCGACGGUGCCUAUGCCAAUGUGCUGUAUGGAUUGGCGGUCUUCGCUCGCAACUUGGGCUACUUGUUGCGGCUACAGUUGGCAGUGAAGGACAACUUGAUCGUGCAAGCUGAGCAAGGGCAGCCUGUGGAUCAAUUGAUGCAGGAAACUAUUCAGUUUCUGGAGCAGUGGCAUCACGGCAGGGAUUGUGAGGAUUCUUACGAGCAGGGGCGAGCGACCAGGCAGAGUGAGUUUCAUCGGAAAUUGGAGAGCUUCAAGAAUAUGUGGAAUGGAAGCUUCGCAGGUCAGCCGAUGCAUCGUUGCACAUUAGGACACUGCACCGAUCGAGAAGACAUAAUAGAGAAGAUGACUCAAUCUUUUGUAUCCUUGAUGCUUGCAGUCCUACCUGCAGUGCCGGCGCCAAACAAAUGGACCACGAUUUGGCCAUCUUCAGAUUUUGUCGGGCUGGGUUUGCUGAUACACAACUACUUGCCAUCCAUCUUCGAACUUGCAUUUCGACCUGUCAUGUUCACGACUGACAUGCAGCAUGAGGAGACUGACCCACGACUGGUUGAAGGGUUGCAUUUCCAGGCGGUGCAAGGAAAGAGGUAUGUCGGUUCGCGAGAUUUUCUGGCGAACCCUGAUUCGCAAUGGAACUGCAGAGUUUGGCUUCUUGUGUCUGAGCAUUUAAGACGGCUUGUGUUUUAUUGGUUGCGGAAUUUGAAGGAUUGUAAAAAGGCUGGUUCUCGGUUCCCGAUUUGCGAACUCCUCGACAAAAGGGCAAGUGUGGUUUGGGCAGUAUUGCAGAACAUUGGGCAUCAACUUCUUGACAACCAGGGCACUGGUCGCCUAUGUUUCGCUUGGCAGGCUUCGGGUUUUUCGUCUUAUCAGGAGUGGUGUUCAUGCGACACAAAGCAAGUCCGCGAACUUCGUCGUGCACUUUUGGCAUUGUCUGCUUGGGUUUUCAGGAGACACAUUGUGUACUGGGAGCAGUUUCCAUGGUGUUUGAUGCGAUUGGUUGAUGAUGCUGCUGAGGAGGCAUCUGUACAGGCGGUGAAAGAUCGCUGGGAUUCUUCUCUCAUCUGCUGUAUGCCUGCAGGCCUCGCUAGGGAGUUGAAGCGAGCAGCUCCACAAGCAGAGGCCCUUGUUGCAGACAGCAAAUGGCGGGCGACUUUAACAGGUUUCGCUGCACUGUUGCAGAUGACCAUAGCCGACGUCGAAACCAAACAUGCAUUAUCUAGGCACUGGGCUGACAGACCAUUCCCUACGAUCCUGUGCAUCGACGAAGCCACCGCGAUUACGGAAUCAGCGAGGCCUUCAGCUCCUUUAGAGAGCGAUUCAGCAGUUGCAAGAGGUCCCACCAAGGGUGCAGCGAUCAAAAUCAAAACACCUCAGAUUCGAUCGAAAUCUGCAUACAUGUAUUUCAGAGACGAUUUCCUUCGUGUGCAGAAAGACAUCAUGGCAGGUGGGACGAUCAAUCCAUGCACGACUGAAUUUUGGCAGGAAUUGAAGGCAGCCUGGGCUGCUUUGCCGCCUGCCAGGCGAGACUACUACGAGGAAUUGGCAUUGCAAUCCAAGAUCGAAGCAGAUCGAGUUCGCUCGGCACCCCGGUCAGAAACUGCCAACGAUGCUGUAGUGCCACAACAGCAGCCAGUCGUUGCCACCGGGCAUCAGAGAGAAUCGAAUGGGGAACUUCAGCCGCUUUCUUUUGCAGGGUCAGAACACAAACCCGGGACCCCAGCCGCCAUUCCCUACAAUCCUUGGGUCCUCGCAUCGUCUGCUACAUCUGAUGUUGAGAUACCAGACUUAGCUGAGCGAGUUCGGCAGUGCAUGCAGAGCCAGUCGUCGUCGAGUGUAGAUUUGAGUGACGAAUGCAUGCGCUUGAGCCCUGUUUCGGAAGAUCAAUUGCAAGCUUCUUGGCGGCACCAGGUGACUCGUGGUGUGACAUGGGCAGCUGCACUGAAGCAGUUCAAUCGUGAAAGCCAGAGGUUCGCUGUUCCGAGCACAGACGACUUGUUUCCGGAACGAGUCAUGUAUCAGAGUUCUUGCGGCUGCCUUUGCAGGACCCUCACUUCGGGAGUAGAUUGUAUGUUCUUCGAAAGGUUGUUGGCGGCUUUCAAUGAAGUCGUGACUCAGUGCGGAAACGGCUGCAUCGCAGCCGCUAGCAAAUGCGAUAUCCUGCUCCGACAUGAUCUUCACUUUGAUGACAUGCGGGAUCCAUGUCCCGCAUUCUACACAUGGGUGACAGCUGUGUCUGCUCGCAGCGGGCCCCAUGCUUCUUCUCAGGUCUUUGUCCAGUGUCGUGUGGUCCAAGGGCCAACAGCAGAAGAGGGUCAAGUUCGGCUUCAGUUGGAUUCCUUACCUUCGAUAGGCUCUCAGUUGCGAUGGUGUUCAUCGUUGCUGGUUUCUGGGCCUUUGCGGCACUACACAGAGCAAGAGUUUGCUAAGCUUUUGUUGGAACAGUGCCUCGAGUUUGGUGCGGUCGCUGUUGGCAUGACUCGUCUCCAGUUCGAUGAUGUUGAUGUUGCCACAGUGAAGACAGCAGGCACUUGGCCAGCAUGGAAGGACAUUCUGGUGCCAGCUUCUUCACAGCCUUUGCCGGAGGAAGCACAAGCUGAUCCGGGUGUGCUCGAGCCGCCUGCUGAACCUGUUGUUGCAGCCCAGUCUUUUGAUCUGAUCUCCGAGGUAGCGGGAGAUGUUCCUGCUAGGGGGCGAGGCCGUGGUGGCGGCAGGGGUCGUGGUCGUGGCAAAGAAACAACAAAACAGAUUAGGAAUCGCCUGAUAGCAUCGAUGCCCGUAGACAACAAUCUGGAUGAAGCCCUGGAUGCAGAACUCCACCAGUUGCUCAGCGAGCAAAACAUACUUCCCCCGGAAGCCGAUGUCCUGGGCUCUGCAGCAGACUUGCACGAUGCAGUGCAAGAUCCCACUGUGGUUGCAUGUUUAGACGAGAACUUUGCAGGAGAGGUGAUUGAUGCAGUCCAUGGCUGUCGUGAAGUGAAUCCAGAGCCGAGGGUCGCAUUUCAAGAGUCUGAUGAUGAUGAGAUCGUGGAAGACAAUUUGGAUCAAGAGUUGGGGAUAGAUGUUUCAGAAGCGGUCGGCGGUGAAGCUAGUGUUGCCGGCGAAUCAAUUCCUCAGGAUGCAUGGGCAGGUGUUUUUUCCAGAUCCUGCUCCGAGUGGCGAUGCAUUGCCACGUGGCUCACGAGACUCCGUUCCGGCUUCUCGGUGGGUCUCUGA